Ostertagia ostertagi is the source of this 222-nucleotide messenger RNA. The record is from the annotation of a GenBank genome assembly. NCBI's taxonomy places the organism in Eukaryota, Metazoa, Nematoda, Chromadorea, Rhabditida, Trichostrongylidae.
AUGCAGAGUUUGGGAGGUGCAUUAGCUCGGUUCGCGUUUCGUCCUUCAAUGGCACAACGAUCAUUAUUGGUCAAGCGAAUGGUACAGCCUCAACGCUUCUGUUCAACAAACGUCGUCUUUCACGUCGAAACUGUCGUCAAUUCACCACAUCCCGUUAUAGUCGAUUUCCACGCAGAUUGGUGUGGUCCAUGCAGGGCGCUCGGCCCGCGUCUAGAAGAGAAG